AUGAGAAUGAUCAAGCUUUUUAACCUCUCUCUCUUCUUCAUCCUCUUCCCACGCUCCGAAAGCUGUGACUCAAAUGACAAAACUACCCUCCUCAAGAUCAAGAAAUCCCUAAACAACCCUCAAAUCCUCAGUUCUUGGGAUCCACGUAACGACUGCUGCAUUCACUGGAUCGGCGUCGCGUGUACACACGGCCGCAUCACCGGCCUAACCAUCCAGGCCGGAGACGUCGUCGGUCAGAUAGCAGAGGAGAUCGGCGACCUCACCGACCUCGUUAUCCUAGAUUGGAGUAGUCUCUAUCAUCUUAGAGGAACCAUUCCACGCUCAAUCACAAAGCUCAAGAAUCUAGUUUACCUCCGGUUUAGGAUAACCGAACUCUCUGGUCCAAUCCCGGAAUACAUCAGCGAGCUUCAGAACAUAACCUUUUUGGACCUCUCUUUUAACCGGUUCAAUACCCGGUUCGAUUUCUCAAAUGCCGAAGCUAGAAGAAAUACAGCUCGGUCCCAGAUCUCUACUUGGAUCAUAAUCACCUCUCAGGAAAAAAUACCAAAGUCGUUAUCCAAAUCCGACUUCAACAUUGUGAGUUUGUCAGGAAACAAUUUCAGUGGAGACGCUUCGAUGUUCUUUGGACAUAACAAAACAAGUGUAAGAUUGGACUUUGUCGAUGAACAACUUCCAUUUCGAUCUCUCAGAGGUGAAAUUCGCCAAGAGCUUGGUGUCAUUGGACCUGAGCCAUAA
Arabis nemorensis is the source of this 735-nucleotide messenger RNA. The record is from the annotation of a GenBank genome assembly. NCBI's taxonomy places the organism in Eukaryota, Viridiplantae, Streptophyta, Magnoliopsida, Brassicales, Brassicaceae.